AUGUUUGGUCGCCGCCCUCUGAAGAUCUCGGUAACGGCUUCCAAGAAGUCCAUGAGCAACACAGCCACCUCUACACCUGAGCAAGGGCCGUCUACGUCCAAUGUAGUGCCUCUCUCGACUGACUACCUCCCUGAAGCAUAUAUUACAGGGACGAAGAUAUUAGAUCGAGACGAUGUUGACAAUGAGGAGGAUGCUGGGGGGAUCGUGUCCCAUCUGAAGCCUAUACUCAGAAGCAGCUCAAGUCCACAACUCUCCCCGAGGAUAUCAGCAGGCGACGUUGGUGCGGGUCGCGGUCGUCAACUGCUCUUCUUCAUCGACUGGGACGACACUAUUCUACCCACGACUUGGCUUCGUGGAUGUAAGUACUUAACCAACUCCAUCGCCCAGAUGGAGCAAAUUGUCGCCAGGCAAGGAGGAAGUGUAAAAUUACCGAGUUCAGUCCGCCGAGACCUCUCUAUGAUCGAAGAUUACGCGCUUGAUUUGCUCCUGAAGUGCUGUGAUUUGGGUUCCACAGCGAUCGUUACUAACUCAUCAGUGAAUUGGAUCCCGUUCACUGCCAGGCACUAUCUACCCCGUCUCAUACCUGUUUUGGAGACGAUACCCUGUGUAUCAGCAAGACCACAACUGCCCGAUAACCUAUCUGCCCAGGCUGCUACUUGUAUGGCCAGCUCGUGGAAGACGUUCAAGUUUCAAGAAAUGGCAUGUGCUUAUAAAAUGGACUUUGACUGUAUUGUAUCGAUAGGUGACGGAUUUGCUGAGAGAACUGCCGUAAUGGAGCUUCGCGAUAUCUUCCCAAUGUGUACAUGCAAGGCUGUGCGGUUUAUGACCCAGCCGAAUAUUUAUAUGUUGAGGGACGAGAUCCGUCAAACUCUUGCUAAUCUUGAGGAGAUAGCUGAUGCGGAACCAUUCGCUUCCGACUUAGCCAGUGGCACUAAGCCGCCUCGACGCUUCGAUGUACACCUCCUACACGAUGGCAGGUUGAGGCAUCAGAUGGUUCCGUUGCACCAUGUUGUGGAGUGCACUGGAGCUUCUGUCUAUCCAUUCCCGAGUGUCUAG
Messenger RNA from Perkinsus marinus ATCC 50983, 1056 nucleotides. RefSeq lists its product as hypothetical. Lineage: Eukaryota; Perkinsozoa; Perkinsida; Perkinsidae. The record is from RefSeq and is a predicted model, not a curated record. Bases 1 to 1056 code for a protein of 351 amino acids. The transcript has 12 exons.